AGAAGGAAAUAUCACCGACAGCAAUGGGGGUUUCAGCAGUCAUAGGCUUUCUGGGUGUUUUAGGGGCAAUUUUCCUGAUGAACAGCAACACAGCAGUGAUGGAAGUUGGAAGAAAUCUGACUGCCUCGUUGUCCGCACUGUCUGCACUGGCUGACGCGUCGAACGGAUUGCAAGGAUUGAUAUUUUUCAUUUCGGCAUGUUGUACCUCGAUUGCAAUGAAGUUCCUGAAAAAUAGAUGCAGAGGAAAUGGUUUACCAAGUCUGCAGCAACAGACCAGCCCGUCUGAGGGCCCAGAAAAUGUCGAACAACCCAUACCAAGACGAAGAAAUCAGUCAAGUUCUGCCACAGCAGCUGCACGCCUGUGUAAAGAGGCGCUGAAAACAUUGUACACCACUACAGGUAGCUUUGUUCAACUGAUCCCGUGGGCCGAUGACGACAAAAUGCAUAUAAUGGACAUUUAUACAGACCUAGAGUUAGAAAACACUGAUGGCAAGAAAGAAAAAGUGGAAUCUUAUGAGGAUAUCCUACACCGUAAAACAAAAAAGGGACAUCCAAUCAAACGGAUAAUUUGUAAGGGCCAGCCUGGGUAUGGAAAAUCUACCCUCCUUGAUAAAAUUGCAUAUGACUGGGCGGUCGGCUCCGUCCAAGCACUUCUGAAAUAUGAUCUUGUGAUUGUUUUGAAAAUGGGGGCACUGCAACAGCAUUCCGACCUUGUCGAUGCAAUCUUUGAUCAGUUGUUGGAUGAAGACACACCGGUAAAUAAAUCCAAUCUGAAAUCUUUCAUCAACAGCAACCCUGACAAGUUGCUGAUACUUUUGGAUGGUUUUGAUGAAUUUUUAACCACCGACCUCGUUGAGACCUCAUUCGGAUCUAUCCUGAAAAUGCUCAAUCGAAAAGUGAAUAGAGAGUGUUGCGCUGUUGUCACCACUCGCCCCUCUCACUUCCACAAACUGGUGAGCAGAUCCUUGAUUGAAAGACCGUUCACCCAUGUGACUGUUUUGGGAUUCAACGAAGAAAGUGUUCAAAAGUAUGUGAACAAGUUUUACUCGGAAAAUACCGAUGAGGCACAUGAGCUUUUUAACACCAUUCAGUCUACUGACGUUUUGUUUGAAUUGGCGAAGAGUCCCAUGCUGGUGCUUCUCAUGUGCUUACUGUGGAGAGACGAUUCGAAACUCCCAGACACACUGACCCGCCUUUAUGAGAAAGCACUGAGAUACAUAUUCCGAAGAAAAUGUAAAGAUUGGUCGGACAAUGAGAUAUCACAAAUCUUGAUCCAACUAGGAAAGAUUGCAUUGGAAGGUCUGCUUGAUCCACAGCAGAUGCUCUCGUUUCAGGAAAAGGCAUUUGAGGGGACUUUGCUGUAUGAGGCCUUGAAAGUUGGUCUGCUGACAAAACAGAGAGUCUUAAAAGUCUUUGACGAACACAACACUGUUCAGUUCAUACAUAAAACUUUGCAGGAAUUCUGUGGAGCCAAAUAUCUGCAGCACUUGUUAGAAGCCGAUUAUGAGAAAUUUCAGAAGAUCUUAAAUGAAAUCGAUAGAAAAGUCACUAAGAAUCCCAACGAUUUUGAGUACCUCUUAAGAUUUAGUUGCGGUGAUCAUCCAAGUUGUACCGGUAAAAUUCUGAAUAUUUUUCGGGAAAACGUUCAUUAUGCCCUCAACUAUUACUUUGAAUGUCAGGCAAAUACAUUGUUAUUUGAGGAUGUUGUUGCAUCAGUUUUCUGCAAUUCGAUUAACUUUAUAAGAGAUAUGAUUAGAUUUAGUCAUUCCUUUUUUUGGCUUUUGAAACGAGUUGCUGAUGACGGCAGCACGUCUUAUCUUACCAGUGUACAAGAACUAAGUAUAAAUGAUUGGAGUCUGCAGAGGUAUGACGAUGAGUUACGAUGUGGUUUGUGCGAAAUGACCAAACUUCGAGGUAUCGAUCUGGUUAACACCUCUUUAACUGGAAGCAGUAUGAAUGUGAUUGCCCGAUCGUUCAAACACCUUGGAAAUUUGACUCGACUUACACUUUUCAACAACCAGGCUUUGAGUGGUUCGUUAACGUCGUGGGCACCUCAUUUGCAACUCUUGAAAAACCUGAAAACACUGGAAAUUGAGGAUUGCAGUCUAGAUGGUCGAGAUGUAAUAAGCCUGACGACGGCGUGUGGUAAAAUGCAAAAGCUUGAUAAGUGUUUGGCAACUGAUCAUACUCGAUCUAUGCAUAUGAUCAGGAACGAGUAUAACGACACAUCCCUUUCUUUAAAUAGAUGUUCAUUGGCGCUGGCGGGCGAUGAUCUGGCUGAAAUGUUUGAGUCAGUGGGAGGCAGGGGCGACAUAGUCAAAGUUCACUUAACCGGCAGUGGAACCAGCACCGCAGAAGUACAGCUAUGGGCCCCUAAAGUAAAGACUUUAAAGCAAGUGCGAGCAUUGAGCCUGAGCAAGUUUAAGUUGCAAGGUGCAGACAUAAAACACAUCGCUGCGGCGGUCGGUGAUAUGCCCACUCUGGCUACGCUGACUCUUAAUGACAAUAACUCCUUGGGAGGAUGCGCGGAAAUCUGGGCACCCGAUUUGCAGAAACUAAGGCACGUCAAGAAGCUGGAGUUGUGCAAAUGCUCCUUGACGCGACAAGACAUACCCCACAUUGUUGAGUCAUUGAGCACUUUGCCCUGUCUUAGAACGUUAGACCUCUCUGGCAAUGACCUUUGCGGCUGCACACCCUCUGACUGGAGUAGACUGAACAACUUGAAAAGGCUCCUCUUGCCUCCGCACUUAUCGAACGAUUUUAGUGAGAUACGGCAAUUUAUGCCAAACACAACUGUUAGGUAAAGUCAAGUAUAGUAGGUAACUACCACUGCUUGUACGUUGAGAUCCUCCCUAAAAUCUCUUACAAAGUUCCAGUGUACCCCCAUCCCUACCAUGUCCUACCCAGGUCCCCACUCCACCCCAAUCCCACUUCACACCCGUACCACCACCCAAUCACCCCCACCCACCCUCUCAACCUUAUCCCCGACCCCCAAUCCCACCUGAACCCCCCUCCCCGGCCGCCAUGAAGAUCAUUGAAAGCCAUACAUUGGAUGAUGAAUUUCUGCCCAGAUUUUUUUUUUUGCACAAACUAAAAAAUAACAUACGGAAACAGUGUUGCUAUCUUUACUGUCAGAAUUUAUGUUUAAAACUCUGGCCAUAAUGAUCAGUUAUUUGUGAUUUGCAUGAUUUUAUUUUUUUUAAGGAAGAUUGUAUAUUGUCUGUUUUGCAAAAAGAAAAAAACAGAUUCCAGAAGCUGAACUCUGGUAAUUGUUUUUGCCCAAAUGCAAAAACAAAACCAAGACCCAAUUUCGUGAAGAUGCUUACCAGAAAAUACCGCUCAGCGAAAAAAAAUGAGUACCAGUCACUAGAAAUGUACAUCGCAAAAUUAUAAUUGAAACUGAUACCCUUGAUUCGAAAAACUGGGGUUUUUUUUCAUUUAGGCUUAGCACAAUUCGGUGCUUAGCAGCUGCAUGCUGAACUUGCCAUCUGGUGACGUGGCGGGAAAAUGGAUUCACUGGGCCACCGGAACAAAAAAAAUGAGGUUUAUGCCUGCUGUUCAUUCAUCUUUUAUCGUUACUUGCCUCAUGUUAUUUAUUUUAUCAAUCAUUAUGUUGAAAUUCUUUUAUAUUUUCGUUGAUGAAUUUUUAUAUGAAGGGUCUACACCAAGCCCAUACAGUCGUAGGUGCACGUCACUCUGCACUAUUCAGAACUGAACAAGUACAACAACUCAGAAAAAUGUUACAGAUUCUGGUUUUGUAUGUUUCGGUUUAAGCCGCAGUAAAAUGUGUAUGCAGUCCCAUGUCUAUUAUUCCAUGUAUGUUGAAAAACCGUAUCAAUUGAGAGAUCUGUAUAAUAAAGAUGCAUGUAGAAAUAA
Patiria miniata (bat star) is the source of this 3876-nucleotide messenger RNA. RefSeq names its product NLR family CARD domain-containing protein 4-like. The record is from RefSeq and is a predicted model, not a curated record. Bases 24 to 2804 code for a protein of 926 amino acids. The transcript is spliced from 5 exons. NCBI's taxonomy places the organism in Eukaryota, Metazoa, Echinodermata, Asteroidea, Valvatida, Asterinidae.